Messenger RNA from Drosophila willistoni, 1553 nucleotides. RefSeq names its product 27 kDa glycoprotein. Lineage: Eukaryota; Metazoa; Arthropoda; Insecta; Diptera; Drosophilidae. Bases 16 to 1002 code for a protein of 328 amino acids. The record is from RefSeq and is a predicted model, not a curated record. The transcript has a single exon.
AAGCAACAAUCAGUCAUGGCUAGCAUAUUGAAGCUACAACACUUAUUUGUAGCCCUAAUCGCUUACCUCGCGAUAUUCGUGGGGAACGGCGGCUUGGUUGUGUCUCAGGAGCCAUCGAAUGCCAAGCAAUUGCUGAGCGAUGCAGCCAACUUGAAGGAUAUCGAAGAGUUGAAGGCCAAUUUCAUACCCGAACAAUAUCGUAAAUCGAAUAUCUCUCUGGCCGACUUGCAGGGAUUAUUGGAACGCAAGUGUGCCAAAGCGAAUGCAGCUGUUGGCAAUGUGAAUGCCACCGAAUUGAGCACCAAAAUCCAACAGGCCGGCUUUCGGCUCACCGAGUGUGUUAACAAUCUGGCAAAUUUGACAGCCAUAUUGGAUGAAAUCGAGGAUGCUCGUCCAAAGGGUGAUCUGGAUGUGGUAUUCGAGAAAUAUUGCCUGCGCAUGCCCCAGGCCAAGGCAUGCAUAGUCGACUUCAAUGAGUCGCUGUUGCCAUGCCUUUCCCGGGAGGAGCGUACCCACAAUUCGGUGAUGCAGCGGAUUAUGAACAAGCUGCUGGAGUUCAUAUGCUAUAAGAAUGGUGAUCAGAUUGCUUUGUUCAUUGCCGAGCAGGGUCCCGAGUGUCUCGAACAGAAUCGCGAGAAUAUUGGCAAUUGUUUGAAUCAAACAUUCGGCGGUUAUAUGCCCAAGGAGCUGGCCAAUAUCGAUCAGGUGAAUCUACCCGACUUCAUAUUGGGCCCCUCGCAAUGUGUGGACAUUUAUGACUUCGAGACAUGCGUUGUCCGCCAUUUGGAACGCUGCGAGACCAUAACACCCAGCAAUAUUGUCGAGGCCAUGUUCCGGUAUGUGCGCAAGGAGUCCAAGUGCCAAGAGUCCAUCGAUAAGGCCAUGAGCGAGCGACAAUCGGCUUUACCAUUGACUGGAAGUGCACCUGCCCUGCAUCAUCUCAACUGGAAUGGAAUGGUUAAGCUUGGCUUGGUUCUAGCUCUCUCCUUUGUCUCUCUAUAAGAAAUUUGUGUGUGUUUUUUUCGCUUUUUUUUUUACAUAUAUUUUAUAAUUAUAUUUAAUAAACAUCAAAAAUUCAUAUCCAGCCAGUUGCCAUAAGCCGCUUAGGACCCUUCCUCCUCUUCAAUUUUCUCCUUUUUUGUUAUUCUUUCUCCUCAACUCUCUUUGGCCAAAAGGCAAAAGUGUUAAGCUGCAUAAACACAAGCCUGAAAUAUGAGAGGGCAAUGAAUUGGUGGAGCAAGGAAAGAGAGAAACGACUCGGUGGCGUUUGGGGGAGGGCGGUGGAGGAGGAGGCGAACACCAUAUUGCAGUCGCGCUUAUCGCAUUUAGCAGGCAAAGGCAAGGGUCAGUCGCUUUGACUCUGACGCAACUCUUAUCAUCAGCGAGAACAAAGACACAGAUGAAACAGAAAAAAAUCCAACCGAAUCGAAACUAAAAACGAAAUCGAGGAGCCGACUAAGAGAUCCCUUUUACGACCAAAUAGAAAUUAUCAGAUCGAUCCCUGAAUCGUUUACAAAUUACGCUACAUUCAAUAAAAAUUUCUAAUUUCUCGA